AUGUCUCAACCUGAUGCAGUCGCAACGCGCAUGGGAACUCGACCUAAGAACGCAACUCAGCAUCCCGGGCGCAUUCUAAUCAAUAAUCGUGGAAAGAAGCGUACCACUGCUGAAAAGGCCACUGACGACCAACGUCAAAGGGAGGCAAAGGAGGCAAGUGAAAAAGCUGUGCAAGAAAGUUAUCAGUGUAUUGCUACUUUGCAGGCACAUAUGCAGGCUGACCAAGAUGCUGCGCAUGUUGAUGCACCUAAGCCUAAGCGUCCUCAUGCACGCCCAGUGGGGAAGGCUGCAAAGGACUUGAAGACCUCCGACUCAACUAUGGAUGAUGGGCAAGCAGGAGCAAAAAUCGUCGCCGAUAAGCCUGUUGUCACCAAAGGCAGGGGUCGCGAGGGUGGAGCUAAAAGGUUAGCAGCUGAUGCUGGCAUCGAACAUCCUGCAAGUGAGGAUGAGGAGCCAGUCCAAACCAAAAAGAAAAAGAAACUGGCGGUGAGAGAAGCGAUUCAUGCAGUGUUAAACGCUGGCAUUGUUAUUGACUCAACAAAGGCAUGUGACAGAGAAGUUCAGAAGACGUCUGAUGUUUCCCAAAAAUUUGCACUUGCUGGACAUGUCCCGGGGUGGCUGUCGAACCUUCCUGCGACUGCCCCAAAGCCAGCCGAGUCAUUGAUGGUGAAUCUAACUGCAUCUUCCAUUUAUCCACAGACCAGUCACUCUAAGCUCACAAGGGGGAGCACCAUCAGCAGCAAUGUUCCGCCCCCACUCACACCCAUCAGUACCUCCAAUGCUGGAGGCUUUACAGAGUUCAAUAUAUAUGUGUCUGAUGAGGACGAGGACGACGAGGAGCUUGCAAAACCUCUUUCUCAUAUUACAAGCAACAAGGCUUACACGGUGAAUGUUACCCAUUGCGGUGCAACCGAGCAGUCUGAUCUGAUCGAAGACGCCGAUGACAUUGAUGUCUUCGCGGACAUCCACGGCCACUUUAUAGAUUCUGAUGGCGCCGACCCUGCUACACAACCUGAUUUCCUAAGGGAGUAUUAUUCUGCCAAUCACGAGCCACAGUCCCCGGACCGUGAUUCUGACCUUGAACCUCCUCCCCUCGCCCAAAAACCUAGGUCCCGCUCCACCACCCCAAUGGAUUUUGACUCCCUGGCAAGUCAGAAGCGGAAGCUGUCACCUCCUCUGGACUAUGACAACAUAAUGGAGCUGUCAUCCGAGGCCAAAAGUGUGCAGGGUGCCAAUGAAGAUAUGAAGACCGAACCUGUUGACCCAGUAUUCACGCGCCGGGUGACCUCUACAACUAAUGUUGCUGCCACGCUCAAAGCCCCUCCAGCAAAGCGGACCCUCCAGCGGUUGUCAGAGUGGCACAAUACCUUUAGCAAUGUGGCCCUCGCCAUACUCGCAAACUUCAUGACUUCGCAGGAUGAUCUCAAAACAGAUGAGGACCGCCAAGCUUUUGCAUUGGCCUUACUCGAAAACAGCAGCACGUGUUUUCUACCCUUUCAUAUGGCUAACUUAUCUUACCCUGUAUUUCAGAUGGAACGUGCCAUCAGGCUUUUUGUCAAUGGACACAUGCUCCUAGGAGACAUCGACACCGCUGGCAAUGGUCGAGGCAACAAGACCCCACUCGAUGUCAAUCCAUCCACAGGCAACCAGAGCAGCGUCCCCUUGGCAUUUUCAGAAGUCAAUUGGGGUGCGCACAUGAGAGCUUACAUGGCGUCUAUCAAACGCUUGCCAGACUCGGUCCUUAUCCGAAACUUGGAGCUCGCGCAGAGCCUCGCCAUGAAGAGGCGUGGUGCGCAGAUGGAUGUGGACGAAGAAUCUGGGGAUGAGCGAGCGCUCAUUUUCUAG
Molecule: messenger RNA, 1845 nt
Organism: Suillus discolor
Lineage: Eukaryota; Fungi; Basidiomycota; Agaricomycetes; Boletales; Suillaceae
Exons: 6
Coding region: 1-1845 (614 amino acids)
Source: RefSeq, a predicted model, not a curated record